AUGCGACAAGAGGCAUCUAACGGAUAUUAUUCGGUCACAGCGCAUAACGAGAACAGGGCCCGGCCCAUUGCAUCGAGUUCUCAGUAUGGCGGAUGCGCGGCGACAAUCCUGAACUCUGUCGCCCACCAAGCAAAGUCCUUUGGCCGUGAUCCUACUAAACUUGGCAGGUGGGCAGACGUCCGCAUUCAAGGCCGGCAACGUGAACCAAGGGAAGCAUUUGUGGUUGAUCUUCUUCGAGCGAUUACUAAGUGGCGUGAUGGAGGAUGUGAAGUCAUCUUAGGAGUGGAUGCAAACGAGGAUGUCUCUUCCUUGAAAACCUCCUCCUUCCGUCACCGUCUUCGUGAAGUGGGGAUGGAAGAAGCAAUCCUUCAACAACAGGCUGGCCGAACUGCGGCCACUCAGCAACGGAAUCGUAAGGGCAAACCUAUUGAUGGCAUUUUUACGACCACGGGGGUUGUUGUUAAAGCAGGCGGGUACUAUAAUUUUGACAAAUUCUUCCUGUGUGAUCACUGGGGCCUCUGGAUCGAUAUUGACCUGGAGUGCUCGCUGGGGGUACACCGGCCACAGAAGACCCCGUAUCAACCUCGCAAACUUACCAUGUCGGAUACUACGGCAGUACGUCGGUACCUUCAUUUGGUUCAUCAGGGCUACAAUACAUACUCUAUCUCCUCACGUCUGGAGCACCUUCAUGAACAGUUGAAACUAAAUGAAGGAAAGAUGACAGCGAAGAUGGGCCGAAGUUAUAAGUGCCUGCAUCAACAGAUGUAUGAUAUCCGCAGGAAGGCUGAGGCAAAGUGGGGACGGCCUUACGCCAGGAUCUUGACUGCAUAG
Messenger RNA from Cylindrotheca closterium, 831 nucleotides. The record is from the annotation of a GenBank genome assembly. Lineage: Eukaryota; Bacillariophyta; Bacillariophyceae; Bacillariales; Bacillariaceae.